AUGUCAAUAGUUCGUGUCUUAGAUCUAGUGAAACCUUUCACUGGUUUCUUACCAGAAGUUGUUGCACCAGAAAGAAAGGUCCCUUUCAAUCAAAAAUUAAUGUGGACCGGGGUUACCUUAUUAAUCUUUUUAGUUAUGAGUGAAAUCCCAUUAUAUGGUAUUGUUUCAUCAGAUUCUUCAGAUCCUUUAUUCUGGUUAAGAAUGAUGUUGGCCUCCAACAGAGGUACCUUAAUGGAAUUAGGUGUCUCUCCAAUUGUCUCAUCUGGUAUGGUUUUCCAAUUAUUACAAGGUACUCAAUUAUUAGAUGUUAAUUUAGAAAGUAAAUCUGAUCGUGAAACUUUCCAAACUGCUCAAAAAUUAUUCGCAAUCUUAUUAUCAAUUGGUCAAGCUACUGUUUAUGUUUUAACUGGUAUUUAUGGUAGACCAAGUGAUUUAGGUGUUGGUGUUUGUUUAUUAUUAAUCUUACAAUUGGUCUUUGCCGGUAUCAUUGUUAUUCUUUUAGAUGAAUUAUUACAAAAAGGUUACGGUUUAGGUUCAGGUAUUUCAUUAUUCAUGGCUACCAACAUUUGUGAACAAAUUUUCUGGAAAGCUUUUGCUCCAACUACUGUUAACAAUGGUCGUGGUGAUGAAUUUGAAGGUGCUGUUGUUGCUUUAUUCCAUUUAUUAGCCAUCAGAAAAGAUAAAAAAAGAGCUAUUGUUGAAGCUUUUUAUAGACAAAACUUACCAAACUUGUUCCAAUUAUUGGCUACAUUUAUUGUCUUUUUCCUUGUUGUUUUCUUACAAGGUUUCCGUUAUGAAAUCCCAGUUAGAUCAACUAGACAAAGAGGUCCAUAUGGUUUAUACCCAAUCAAAUUAUUCUACACUUCAAACACUCCAAUUAUGUUACAAUCCGCUUUAACUUCAAAUUAUUUCAUCAUUUCACAAAUGCUGUAUCAAAAAUUCCCAUUAAACCCAAUUAUUCGUUUAUUCGGUGUUUGGGAUGCUAGACCAGGUUCUGCUCAAUUAUUUGCUACCAAUGGUAUUGCUUACUAUAUUCAACCACCAUUUUCAUUAACUGAAGCUUUUUUAGACCCAAUUAAAACUACAAUUUAUGUUGCUUUUGUCCUAGGUGUUUGUGCUCUGUUCUCUAAAACUUGGAUCGAAAUUUCUGGUACCGCUCCAAGAGAUAUUGCUAAACAAUUCAAAGAUCAAGGUUUAGUUAUCGCUGGUCAUCGUGAAACUUCAGUCUACAAAGAAUUGAAAAGAAUCAUUCCAACUGCUGCCGCUUUCGGUGGUGCUUCAAUUGGUGCCUUAUCAGUUGCUUGUGAUUUAUUAGGUACUUUAGGUUCUGGUACUUCCAUCUUAUUAGCUGUUACAACUAUCUACAGUUAUUACGAAAUUUUCGCUAAAGAAGGUGGUUUCCAACAAAAUGUUGUUUCUGGUUUCUCUGAAGCUUUCUAA
This is a messenger RNA of Hansenula ciferrii, 1440 nucleotides long. It is a transcript of the gene SEC61, whose product is annotated as translocon subunit SEC61. Gene Ontology annotation, cellular component: membrane; Sec61 translocon complex. Gene Ontology annotation, biological process: post-translational protein targeting to membrane, translocation; SRP-dependent cotranslational protein targeting to membrane, translocation. Bases 1 to 1440 code for a protein of 479 amino acids. The transcript has a single exon. Lineage: Eukaryota; Fungi; Ascomycota; Saccharomycetes; Phaffomycetales; Wickerhamomycetaceae. Gene Ontology annotation, molecular function: transmembrane protein transporter activity; ribosome binding; signal sequence receptor activity. The record is from RefSeq and is a predicted model, not a curated record.